AUGCCCAAAAAGCCGCAGUCCUGGUGCCGUGCCAAGCGGGGUGCUGGGGUGGCCAGUAUGCUGGGCUGGGGUCCUGGCAUCUCCAGUUACAGCUCCAGCCCUCCGGCUGCUGGGACCAGCCUGGUGCACUGCCUGAACCAGGCUCUGAGUGACGUUCCCAAGGAGAAGCAUGCAGGCACCCCUCUCUACCUGGGCGCCACGGCUGGCAUGCGCCUGCUCAACAUAGCGAACCCACAGGCUUCGGACGCCGUCCUCAGCGCCGUGACGGCCACGCUGAAGUCGUACCCCUUCAGUUUCCGAGGGGCAAAGAUCCUGUCAGGGGAAGAGGAAGGGGUCUUCGGAUGGGUCACUGCAAACUACCUCCUGGAGAACUUCAUCAAGCGCGGGUGGCUUGGGGAAUGGAUCCAGCCCCAGAAGAAGACCCUGGGGGCCAUGGACUUUGGAGGCGCUUCCACACAGAUCACCUUUGAAACCAAGGACACCAUCGAAGACCCCAGAAACGAGGUGAUGCUGAAGCUGUAUGGCCAGGCAUACAAAGUGUACACCCACAGCUUCUUAUGCUACGGAAGGGACCAGGUCCUCAAGAGGCUGCUCUCAAAGCUCCUCCAGGCUGAGAGCUACCGAGCAACCGUCCCCCAUCCCUGCUGGCCCACGGGCUACCGCAAGAGCCUGUCGCUGAGCAGCGUCUAUGACAGCCCCUGCACGGAGAAGGAGAAGCCCAGCCUCGCCCUCAACACCACUGUCACCGUGGUCGGCACCGGGAACGGGAGCCUCUGCACUCUGCACGUCAGCAAGCUCUUCAACUUCAGCACCUGCUCCUUCUCCCGCUGCUCCUUCGACGGCAUUUUCCAGCCGGAGGUUUCGGGAAACUUCAUUGCCUUCUCCGCCUUCUUCUACACGGUGGACUUUAUCCAGACCGUGAUGGGGAGACCCGUGCGCUUGCCCAGUGACCUGAAGGAUGCUGCUGAGACCAUCUGUGCCACCAGCUGGAGCGAGCUGCUCCAGAAAGCCCCUAACCUGGAGAAGAGACUGUCGGAUUACUGCGCUGUCAGCAUGUUUGUUUAUUUGCUCACCAUCAAAGGCUACAGGUUCAACAACCAUUCCUUCCCCAACAUCGCCUUCCAGAAGAAGGCAGGAGAAACCUCCAUUGGCUGGGCCCUGGGCUACAUGCUGAACCUCACCAACAUGAUCCCGGCAGAGAAGCCCUCGUCCCACAAGAGCAUGCUGUACAACUACUGGGUCAUCCUCAUCCUGCUCUUUGUGGUCACCACCCUGACGUCUCUGGUGACUGCCGUCUGCCUGCUCCGGCGCAGCAAGUCCCUCGCAAUCUAA
Molecule: messenger RNA, 1332 nt
Organism: Pterocles gutturalis (yellow-throated sandgrouse)
Lineage: Eukaryota; Metazoa; Chordata; Aves; Pterocliformes; Pteroclidae
Gene: ENTPD2
Product: ectonucleoside triphosphate diphosphohydrolase 2
Exons: 8
Coding region: 1-1332 (443 amino acids)
Biological process (GO): nucleoside diphosphate catabolic process
Cellular component (GO): plasma membrane
Molecular function (GO): GDP phosphatase activity; UDP phosphatase activity
Source: RefSeq, a predicted model, not a curated record